AUGUCAACAGAAGGAAGCGGAGAAACUCCCAUUGUGCCAUGUUUACCUGGGGCACCGGAGCAAACUUACCUAUUUCCGAAAGCAAAAGGGCACUCGAGAUCUAUAAGUCAUGGAGGGACACCUACUCUUGCGACAAAUCCUACAAUUGCCCGUCCUCCACUCAAGUCUGCAUUGCGGGGGCACCAGCGUGCCCUCUCACACGGGCAGAUCGGCGAGGGUGGACGGCCGUCGUCCGGUCCCGGCCACAGCCGUACCGGCAGUCGCACAGACUUUAUCCUGCCGCCAGGCCAUCGCGAGCCUCCCAUUGCCAGCGCACAGCCGCGUCUUGGUUCAGUACGGAUGCACCAUCACUCACGCCAAGCCUCGCGCUCAGAUUCUAUUUACACAAUUCGUCGCACCUCUGUUAUGAGUCCUUGGAGGAAAGCAGCAUUUUGGUUAUUAAGAAGACCACAACCAUCUGUUGAUAAUCGUCAUCUAAUAAUCACUCCCAACCACUUGGUGCCUGACAAAACACCUCUCAAGGAUCACCCAAAUGGUCAUAGAUGCGACAAUAAAAUUAGGACUACUAAAUAUACUCUACUGUCCUUUGUGCCUAAGAACUUAUUUGAACAGUUUCAUAGGAUUGCAAAUGUGUACUUUAUAUUCAUAGUGUUGUUGAAUUGGGUGCCAGCAAUUAAUGCAUUUGGUAAAGAAAUUGCUAUGCUGCCAGUGUUGUUUGUGCUCGGUGUGACUGCCAUCAAAGACUUGUUUGAAGACCGCAGAAGACAUAUGUCUGAUAAAAGAAUAAACAACUCUUCUUGUAGAGUGUUCAAGAAGUAA
Arctia plantaginis is the source of this 819-nucleotide messenger RNA. Lineage: Eukaryota; Metazoa; Arthropoda; Insecta; Lepidoptera; Erebidae. The record is from the annotation of a GenBank genome assembly.